Schistosoma margrebowiei is the source of this 1373-nucleotide messenger RNA. The record is from the annotation of a GenBank genome assembly. NCBI's taxonomy places the organism in Eukaryota, Metazoa, Platyhelminthes, Trematoda, Strigeidida, Schistosomatidae.
CUAUACCGUAUGCAUUAUGAAUUCAGGACCUCUGAACCUUUAUCAAACCUUAACAAGUUUUCAAAUCAUGUAAAAGAAUGUCCACUGUAAUUCAUUACUUACUCAUAAUAUGUUUUCACUUUAUACUAACUGUCUUCUGAUUGGCUAAUAAUUUUCAAGAUCAUUUAAGAUUCGUUCAAAGGUCGUCCCUAAAUUAGAGUCUCGUCAAUAUUUCCAAGGAGAAGCUGGACCUUCACUGGAAGGCGAUCUGUCAGGAUUAACACAGGUUAACCAACCUAAGAUCUUUAAAACUGAAGACUGAAUGACCUUAUAGUUUUAACUCAGCAAUAUGUUUGGUGUUUUGUUUUCACUUUUAGUUUUUUAAUACCGGAUAGUACGGAGUCACAAUAUAUUUUUCACACUAUAUGGCAUCUGGAUCUUAUGGAUUUGGAAGUACUGAAAUUAUUGUAAAUGCAGAUGAUGGGUUUUACUCGGAUAUUAGGGACCAAGGUAUUGUUUCUUGUCUUUCAACAGUAGAUCGUGGGGUAUCGGAUGUUUCAGUUCUAAUGAAUGGUGCAGUUGCAAAAAGUUUGCUUUCCUGUCCAGACCAUAAAAGACCACAGAUGUCCUCACUGUUCUCACAUAUCUCACGGAAUAGACACAUCCCAGGUCUACAUUUUAAUUUGACUGAAGGAAAACCUUUAUCCAAGACGAAGUUUGUACGAAGCUUACUGAAUGAUCAUGGUUAUUUCCUUGGUAAGCAUGGAUUUCGAAGGAAGUUGGUGUUCUCUGGCAUUCACAUGAAUGAAGUUGAAGUUGAACUGGAAUCACAAAUAAAUGCAUUUCGAGAUGUUUUUGGAACUAUUCCCAGUCAUUUCGAUGGUCAUCAACAUGUUCAUGUUUUGCCAGGGAUUGACAUGGUCGUAGCUAGAGUUAUCUCUCGACUUGGAAUUAAAUGGAUUCGUGUUCCCAUUGAAUAUAUUCCAGAAACAUCCUGUUGUAUUACUGAAUCUGAAAUAAAUUUCUAUAGAGAAGUAUCUGAUCAAGCGAUGAAAGCAAAGGAAAUAUUUUCAUCCUAUAGUUUAAAAUAUACUCAAAAAUUUAUUGGAAUGGCGCUGAUGGGAAAAAGUCAAACAAUGGAAUCAUUGGAUCGGUCUUUAUCAUCUUUUGAAAAUUGUAAAAACGUUGAAUUUAUGGUUCAUCCUGGUUAUAGGACAAUUAAACAUACAAAUGAGUCUAAUAAUCUUGAAGGCUGUGGAGAUCCUGAUGGUCCUGAUAUAUUUUCACAGUCAAGUGAUCGAGAACAUGAAAUGUUUUUUCUUACAAGUGAUGAAUUUAAAGACUAUUUAAUUGUACAUAACUAUGAACUUUUGAAAUUUUCCGACUUAUCAUAA